AUGCUCGCGACGACAACGACGGACGCGCUGUACAUUGACGACCCCGACGCGCUGCGCAGAACAGCGAGCUCAAUAUCGCCUUGUUUCGACCUCAUCGACAAAGCGGUCGCGACAUGUUGGCGCCCCGACAAUACCGCUUUGGACUUGUGUUCUUCCACGACCCUUUACAGAUAUAGUCCAGUUUCGAACGUGGUAAAGGACAUGUAUACGUCGCAGAACACCCUAUCAUGUCUGGCAACCAAGGACAAAACCACCACAUUCAUCGGGGAAGGGAACGUCGUCCAAGUUUUGGACUGCAGCGACGGAAAAGCGAGAGUAACUUCAACAUUCAGCAAUCACAAAUCGCCUAUACACAGUCUAUCGCUCAAUAAUGACGCAUCAAUACUCGCCUCAGCGUCUCCAACGGCAGUCUAUAUCCACAACCUGAGCACCGGCUCGCAUACGGCGCUUCGUGGGGUCAAUCCGAAUGGUCAACGAGUAACGACCUGUUCGUUCCAUCCGCAUACUCGGACAAGGCUGCUUGUGGGCACAAAGAAGAGUGUAAUCGUCUAUGAUACAAUUCGCUCUUCUGGGCCAGCAAAGUCAAUCUCCUUGCCAGACGCUGUGCUGGGAGAUGUGGUCUCAGUCUCCUCUAGUCCAUUUAGCAAGACUUUGAUUGCGGCCGCGACUUCGGAAGGGUUUGUUGUUCUUUUGGAUCUCGAGAAGGAGAAAUCUAUCUCUCGGACGAUUAACCUAAAGCUCCCAGUGACGUCAAUGGAUUUCUCCCCUGAAGGGGCAGCCAUUUUCGUCGGUACGCAGACCGGAAAUUUGGUUGUCCUCCAGCUUAGAACGCUGGAUAAACCCCCUCGUGUGAUCUCUGUCGGUACCAGUCGUAUUGAGACGAUCUCGGUUCAGAGAAAGGCCGUGACCAAGUCGGAGCCCACCCCACGGACCACAUCCGAUCGCCGAGCGUUGCUUUCGCGUAAACCUGCACUCUCGCCGAUCCAAACCACGAGAAGUGCUGCGCCAGCUUCGACAAGCUCAGUCGCACGGAGGCGGCCGCUCAGGGAAACUGGAUCUGCCAAAUCACCCGCCACGAAAUCCCAAUCCCCUACCUCGACUGAUGAAAUCUCAGUUGAGCUGGACACGAUCGGUACCCGCCACCUCGCCGUUGCUAAAUCCCCUCUCAAGGUGGCUCCUUCACGGUCUCCCACAUCACGCAGUUCUCCAGUACUCUCCAGACCGACACGCUCAUCGACCAUCUCCAUCUCCUCUGCCUUCGCCGCAAGAACUUCUCCGGUGCUCUCGAGACCAACAAGGGCAUCCACAAUCUCAUCCGCUGCUGGUGUCGGGCCAAACCCCUCAGCAGCAGCAAGUUCACGCCCUCGCGCACCUUCAGGGAGCGGAAAGCCGAUUGCAAGCUCUUCCCGUCCCAGCAGCUCGGCGACGUCCCACCGAGUCACCUCAUCCUCCUCCCGACCUAGUAGUUCAUCCACCUCCGACAAAGUGUCUCCUUCCACUCGUGCGACGACGCCUGAUUUCGCCAACGUGGUCGUCGACACCGCUCCUAUCACACCAUUGCGUGCCAAGCAUCCUGCUCUUGGCCUCCUCGGAACACCUGACGAAGAGGACGAGUACCUUACCAGGAGUAAAGGCAAGGGUAGAUCGGUGGAAUUCCACAAUGCCUUCGAUGAUGACGAGGAGGAAGAAGAUGAAGAUAAAGAGAACCGCGGUCCGACCAUUCUUCCCCUCAGAGACUCGACGAGGCUGACCUUGCAAGUGUCCCCUGUCCGCCGGCCAAUGGCCACCAAUACCUCCGGCGCGACGAUGAACUCGUGGACGUCCCCCGUUCGACCGUCGGCGCAGCCGCCUCCCGGUGCUGCAGCACACGAUCUCCUCAAGUCGAUUGUCCAGGAUGUGAUGUACGAUUAUCAGAAGCAGACCAAAGCGGAUAUCGAGGGGUUGCAUUUGGAUUUGUUGAGGGUUGGGAGAAGUUGGAAGGCGGAGCUAAGGGAGCUGAUGGAAGAGUAUGUUGGUGAUCUGAAUGAUUUGAGGGAGGAGAAUCGAAGAUUGAGGGAGGAGAAUGAGCGCUUGAGACGGGGGAUGUUAUGA
Molecule: messenger RNA, 2091 nt
Organism: Coprinopsis cinerea okayama7#130
Lineage: Eukaryota; Fungi; Basidiomycota; Agaricomycetes; Agaricales; Psathyrellaceae
Exons: 4
Coding region: 1-2091 (696 amino acids)
Biological process (GO): mitotic cell cycle; microtubule nucleation
Cellular component (GO): ciliary basal body; pericentriolar material; spindle pole
Molecular function (GO): gamma-tubulin binding
Source: RefSeq, a predicted model, not a curated record